AUGUCACAAGUGUCAUCAGCAAUGUCAUUAUGUUCUGAGAAGUUAACACUUUGGAUUCUUGUUGGAGGUGAUCCAGGUCCUACACAAUUUCCUGUUGAAUGGAACACCUCACCACCAAACUUGGACAAUCUUGCAUGUAAACUUCGUACUCUUGUCACAAAUUUGAGCACAACUGAUGCAAGUCCUUUGGUUGUAUGUUACCCAUUCUCUAGUUCUGAAGAAGAUAAAAAGAAAACACUCAAUAAAAUAGUGGAGAAAAUUAAACUGAAUGAAAGUGGUGAAUAUGAGAUCAGAAAGAAGGCAUAUGGAGAAUGGGAAAUAAGUGAAGUUUUUGAGAAGUUACUGCAUAAGAGUGGAUCAUCAGUAGGUGACAUCAAUCAGUUUGACAUAGAUCCAGAAAUUUCUGAUGAUAUAGUUAAUUCCUUUAUUGGUGAACUCAAGAAAAAAAAGACCUUUAUUCACAUUAAUCGUAAUGAGAGCACCUGCAGAGAGUUUAUUUCUGCUUUUAUGACUGCAGCUGUUGAACAUGUCCAGUUAAAAGAAAGUAAACUUUGUCUCAAGAGUGAAGAGUAG
Messenger RNA from Entrophospora candida, 573 nucleotides. The record is from the annotation of a GenBank genome assembly. Lineage: Eukaryota; Fungi; Glomeromycota; Glomeromycetes; Entrophosporales; Entrophosporaceae.